AUGCCAAUCAGUUAAUAAGAGUAAUCGAACCUGAUUUAUAUGGUUUAGAUUUACAAGGAUGGUAGGUAUAUAAAUAUAUUUAAAUGUAGACUUAGAGAAUUAGAAGUUGGGGUUUUUUUAAAUAAACUCCUACAAUGGCUUAUAAAUUUCUUAUACUCAGUAACAUAUGGCAAGCAAGAAGUGUUUAAGAAUCCUAUGCAGGAGGAUGGAUUAAUUAAUUUUACUUAAGAAGAUAUUCAAUAUUUAUCGUUAGUUCACCUUUUUUUAAAACAGUUGAUGCCUCUUUAUAUCUGCUUAAGACCCCUCCUAAUUGUCAGAAGAUAUAAAUUGUAAACUUUAGAACUGAAAAACAAAAAAGAACACAAAAACUCACAAAAUUAUAUAAAAUAGACAGAUGAAGAAGAUUAGUUAUAAAAGAUUUUGAAUUGCUAUUAUUAUUACAUAAUCAUGUUAAGGAGCAUAUACUAAGACUCUCUCUAAUUAUAUUUGAUAAUUUUCAAUUUCAAACUCUAGUAACCUUUAAACCGUUAUCAUAUCUUUUUCACUUUAAUUAUAUCAAUCACUUUUUCUGCUUAAAUAUUUAAAUCUUCAGACGCAAUAUGA
Messenger RNA from Paramecium pentaurelia, 603 nucleotides. The record is from the annotation of a GenBank genome assembly. NCBI's taxonomy places the organism in Eukaryota, Ciliophora, Oligohymenophorea, Peniculida, Parameciidae.